Messenger RNA from Esox lucius (northern pike), 6355 nucleotides. Its product is annotated as neuronal cell adhesion molecule. Bases 495 to 4472 code for a protein of 1325 amino acids. Gene Ontology annotation, molecular function: cell-cell adhesion mediator activity. The transcript is spliced from 33 exons. NCBI's taxonomy places the organism in Eukaryota, Metazoa, Chordata, Actinopteri, Esociformes, Esocidae. The record is from RefSeq and is a predicted model, not a curated record. Gene Ontology annotation, biological process: cell-cell adhesion; brain development.
GAAUUUCGAAACAAAUUUCGCCCAAACGUUUCAGUGCUCGAGGCCACCCCUAUCCACCGGCAGCGGCGCUGCAGUGCGCGCGCUUCAAGACUGAAUAGUGAAUGCUCACGCGCCGUCUUGUGAACUGGUGGGAGAGCGAGAGAGCAAGAGGAGGAUUGGACCAUUGGUGAAGCCAAGCAGCGACAGAGGUAAGUGAAAUCUGAACGGACGGACGCUGCUCCAAUUAAAAUACGCACAGUGGAAAGAUAUCUACCUAAUGAACCUGGGAGAGGGAGAGGGAGAGAGAGAGAGGACAAGCAUCCAUCGCAUUGCGCACCAGACUGCAGGUUAGAGUCAAGGAGAAGAGCCAGCCAUUUCAAACAGGGAGGAGAGUCUUGAAGAGGCGGGGAGAGUGGAUUUACUUUGUGAAUGUGCACGUAGCCGAGGUAUUCUGAUUGAGGAUAGAGGUGUGUCUUAUUUCUGUCUGGAGGGGAAGACCUUCACAUCAACCAAUCAUGGAGAGGAUGAGGACAAGGACGAGUGCGGCAGUGUUCCUGAUGCUAAUCCUGGGUUACCUCGGCAACGCUCUGGAGGUUCCACUUGACCCUAAAGUUCUGGAGGGAUUGCCGCAGCCGCCCACCAUAACUCACCAGUCGCCUAAAGAUUACAUCAUUGACCCUCGGGAGAACAUCGUCAUUCACUGCGACGCCAAGGGAAAGCCGCAUCCUAGCUUCUCGUGGACCAGGAAUGGGACCCACUUCGACAUCGACCAGGACUCCAAGGUGACGAUGAAACCCCGCUCUGGCACCCUGGUGGUGGACAUCAGUGGGGAGAAGGCUGAGACCUACGAGGGGGUCUACCAGUGUACUGCCAGGAACGAACAUGGGACUGCGGUGUCCAACAACAUCGUCAUCAGACAGUCCAGGUCCCCCUUGUGGUCAAAGGAAAGGAAUCCACCAAUUGUGGUCCAAGAAGGCGUGUCUCUGGUGCUAGAGUGCCGGCCCCCUGCCGGCUUGCCCCCGCCCAUCAUAUUCUGGAUGAACAACAACUUCCAGAGACUGCCUCAGAGCAGCCGUGUUUCCCAGGGCUUGAAUGGAGACCUGUACUUCUCCAAUGUCCUGGCGGAGGACACCCGGAAAGACUACAUCUGUUACGCUCGCUUCCCCCACACACAGACCAUCCAGCAGAAACAGCCCAUCACUGUCAUGGUUCUUGACUUGGAUGCAUUCAAUGAGACUGUUGCUGCUUUGUACAAUGAAACUGAUUUUUUUAGUGAUGGCUCGGUGGGUGAGAGGAAACCCACCUUUCUCAUCCCCUCGGGCUCCAGCAGCUCCAAGAUGGUGCUCAGAGGCGAGGUCCUGGAGUUGGAGUGCAUUGCUGAAGGCCUUCCAACCCCAGAGGUUUCGUGGAUGAAGAUGAGCGGGGAGUUUCCCGCCUCGCGGACCUCCGUCUUGCAAUUCAAGAAGACCCUGCGAAUCGAGAACGUGUCGGAGGCGGACGCCGGGGAUUACCGUUGCACCGGGCAUAACCACCUGGGCUCCGUGCACCACACCUUCCAUGUCACCGUCCGAGCGGCCCCAUACUGGAUCAGUGUCCCCAGGAACCUGGUGCUGGCCCCCAGAGAGAACGGGAUCCUGAUCUGCCGGGCCAGUGGAAUACCCAAACCCACCAUCACCUGGGCCAUGAACGGAAUCCCCAUAGAGAAUUCACCAAGGGACCCUAGUCGGAAGGUGGAGGGGGAUACCAUCAUGUUUGCAGAGGUCCAGACUGGAUCUAGUGCUGUCUACCAAUGCAACGUAUCCAAUGAAUAUGGAUAUCUGCUAGCUAACUCCUUCGUAAACGUUCUUUCUGAAGCACCAAGAGUACUGACCCCGGCCAACAAGGUCUACCAGGUGAUCAGCAACAGUCGUGCCUUACUGGACUGCUAUGCCUUCGGAUCGCCUGUUCCAAAAAUCACCUGGUUCAAGGACAGCAGGUCCAGCACCCUGGAAGGGGAUCCGUAUAUUCUGCUAGCGAACGGCAGUCUGGAGAUUCAUGUGGCCCAGGCCGCCAACAGCGGGAAGUAUACCUGUGUUGCGCGCAACUCUCUGGGCAUCUCUGAGAAUCACGUCUAUCUGGAGGUCAAAGAGCCCACCCGGAUCCUGAAGCAGCCAGAGUACAAGGUGGUGCGUAGGAGCAAGGAUGUGGUGUUUGAGUGUAAAGUGAAACACGACCCCACCCUCAUCCCCACCAUGACCUGGCUCAAAGACGGCGGGGAACUUCCGGAUGAUGAGAGGUUUGUGGUAGACUCUGACAGCCUGACCAUAAUGGAGGUGACGGAGGAGGAUGCGGGGACCUACACCUGCAUCAUGAACACCACUCUUGACCAGGAUUCAGCCAGCGCCACCCUGACCAUAGUCGAGGUCACUCCAACUCCAGCCGUUGUCUACGAAUAUCCAGAACCUCCCACUGACCUGGAGCUGACUGAUAUGAAGCCUAAGAGUGUCCAACUUACCUGGAUUCCUGGAGAUGAACACAACAGCCCUAUUCACAAGUUUUUGAUCCAGUACUCGGACUCCCUCCACCACCAUGGCCACUGGCACAACCUGACUGAGGUACCGGGCACCAAGACCACGGCCCACCUCAAGCUGUCCCCUUAUGUCCACUACACCUUCAGAGUUCUGGCCCUCAACGCCGUGGGCUUCUCCAGCCCCUCCCAGCCCUCCCGCAUGUACCCGACCAACCCUGCAGCUCCAGAUGAGAACCCUGAUAGAGUGGAAGUCUUCGGGACAGAACAUGACAACCUCCUGAUCUCAUGGAAGCCUCUCACUGGCCUCCAGGCCAAUGGUCCCGGGCUGCAGUAUCUGGUCAUGUGGAGACAGAAGGACGUGGAGAAGGACUGGACCUCAGUGACAGUUGCUAACGUCUCCAAGUUCAUGGUAUCUGGCAUGCCCACCUUCAUGCUCUACGAGGUCAAGGUUCAAGCCAUCAACAACUACGGGAUUGGCCCUGACCCGAUAGUGUUCAGUGGGUACUCCGGAGAGGACUUGCCGAUCCAGCCGCCAGACAAUGUCCAUGCCCUGGUGUUGAACAGCACCCUGGCUGAGGUGCGCUGGGAGCCCGUUCCGGUCAAAACAGUCCGGGGGCAUCUGCAAGGAUACCGGGUGUACUACUGGCGUGAGCGCAGCCUUCACAAGCACAACCCGCACCAUGUGGAGCAGCAAGUGCUGACCUUCAGUGGCAACCGGAUCCACGGCCUGCUGCCCGGCCUGCAGCCCUACAGCCUCUACUGGUUCAACGUCCGCGCGUUCAACCGCAAGGGAGAGGGGCCCCCCUGCUCUAACCAGCAGUUUGAGACCCCCGAAGGAGUCCCGGGGCGGCCAUCUUUCCUGAGAAUUGCAAACACUAACCUGGACUCCCUGACUCUGGAGUGGGGUCCGCCCUACGAACAGAACGGACGCCUCACUGGUUACUCCCUGAAAUACCAGACAGUCAAUAACUCCAACCAGCUGGGUCCGGUGGAGGAGCUGAGCCUGCCGGCCAACGAGACCUCCGUCACGCUGCUAAACCUCAAGUACAGCACACGCUACAAGUUUUAUUUCAGUGCUGAAACGGGCCAGGGAUCUGGGCCUGCCCUUACUGAGGAAGCAAUCACUGUCGUGGAUGAAGUCCUACUGCAUCAGCCCGCGGCCGAUGUGGCCGGAGGAGGGAACACCCAACCCUCUCCUCCCAUAGCUCGGUCUCCACCACGCCCCCCGUUCCACAAGGUGCAUCCAGUGGCUCCUGCAUUUGGGAACGUUAGCUUCUCCACGAGAGAGGACGGAACGCUUAUCAGUUGGGAGUACUGGGGAACCGAGAAAAACAUUUACGUAGAGUAUAUAGUAGAGAACGAUAACAGCGAAGAAGAGUGGAACAGGGAGUACGUAAAUGGCUCUCAGGCCUAUGUGCUGAAGGGAUUAAAGGAGGGCUUGUCUUAUAAGGUGCGCAUGGUCGCCGUGGGUCCACACGACCAAGUGGUGCUCCACCAAUCAGAGGAGCUUUUGGUGAUGGUUCCAGCUAUGGCGGCCAGACAGGUGGACAUCGCCACUCAGGGCUGGUUCAUUGGUCUGAUGUGCGCCAUCGCCCUCCUCAUCCUCAUCCUCCUCAUCAUCUGCUUCAUCCAGAGGAACAAGGGGGGCAAAUACCCAGUGAAAGAGAAAGAAGACGCCCACACUGAUCCUGAGUUCCAGCCCAUGAAAGAGGACGACUGUACCUUCGGGGAAUACAGUGACAAUGAGGACCAUAAACCAUUAAAGGGGAGUCGCUCGCCAUCUAACGGGACGGUGCGCAGGGACAACAGUGACGACAGUUUAGUUGACUACGGUGGCGAUGGCGGCGACGGACAGUUCAACGAGGACGGGUCUUUUAUUGGGCAGUAUAGCGGGAAAAGCUCCACCAGAGACAUCAUUGGAGGCCACGAGAGCUCUGAGGCCCCCUCUCCGGUUAAUACCUCCGCCAUGAACUCCUUCGUGUAGCCCCGCCGCUCGGUCAUUUGGUCAGACAAGGGGAGGGCUAGUCAGACAGACCAGUAGGUGGAGCUGCAGUAAACUGAGCUUGCUUGUAGCCGGCCUGUAAGACUUCCUGACCUGUAGGUUCGUGUGACCAGACCUGUAGAGGCUCCUUCUGUCCCCGUCCUCACAGGGCUGUUCCCCGCAUCACCUUGUGGCUUUUUCUCAUCACAUGCCCCGCCCAUCCGCACAGCGCUGUCACAGACAUGUAAGAGAUGUCCUCCACACUAACGGAGCACACAGGACACUGGUGUGUUAGAACCUCAUGGGUGGAACAUCUUGUUCUCUGAAAACCGGGCCUCUAAAUGACACUUAGAACCAGGCCUCUUCCUCUAGUACAAUGCAUGGAAUACCUGAAAUUAUUUACCAACAUAUUUUAACACGUAAAGAUUUACACAACUGAGUAUAAACACAAAUUAGUAUAUUAUCACAUGGAACCAAUGGUCUAUUUGUCGUGGACUUCUUUGCGGUACACAUUUAUUUGGGUUUGACAUGUUCUGUUUCAGUCGAAGCAUUGUAUUGGCCUUGUAUAUUAGAGUGACACCAAGAAGAGGCAUCAAUGUCAAAAGUGUAAUUUUAUGUACAAGGCUGUUAUUCUAUGUAAGACGGGGGCUGUUUGUAUGUACAGUUGUUGCUGUCGGGAUGAGUUGAACAUAGAGUGACGUUUUUUUGUACGACAUGCAUAAUGUAAAUACACACAGAUUAAUCUCCACCAGGAUUCUAUAGCCCAACACGUUGCCAAUACAACAUCCGUGUGUUCACGAGUGAAGGCAUGAGUCACUUUAAAUCGGAGGCUCCUUGUCAUGGCUUGAAUGGAUUGAGUUGAACCCGCCGGCUGGAGGACGCCAGGCCUCGCUGGUUUCACACGACAACGUCAAGCGAUUGCAAAUGCUGAAGCGCUGCAUGCAAUCAUGACAUCAUCAUCCAUAACCUCUGACCUGCAUGCAACCUUUUCUCGUGCACCUCCACCUGACAGUGGCCUUAUGGGUCUUCCUGUAAGACUUAAAGAGCAUGUGCUGUCAUUCAACUCCGGCUUUUGUGUUGCUUUUGUCCUUUCUAAAUGUUAUGUUCAUUUGUGGUGCUGGGUGGCCUUCAGCAGUACUGUGCCUUUAAUGUUGAACUCCGACUCAGUUCAGUGUAUAGAUUUAUUCACAGGAAGACAGUUCAGUGAGUGGAACAGACAAAAAGCAAAAGGACCGUCAAGUCUCAAUAGGGAGGGGAAGAUACGUUCAAAACACCAGAAUGGGGGACGUCAUGAAAUGAAGGAAUAAUUCAUGUAAUUCAUCUUUUCAAAUGCUUCCCAAUGCAUUUUCUCAGACAUGCGAUUUGGUUUUCUUCCAAUCUACAGCUUAGGGCAGACGGCCUUACUGGACGUGUUAAAUGCAUGUUAUGGUUAAACCUUUGUGUAUUAUUCAAAGGAUCUGAUCAGCUUUGAAGUGUUUGGCUGUAUUUGUGCGGGGUAUGAGUGUGUGCCCGUGUAUGUGCACACGUGUGCAUGCGUAGCAGAUGGGUGUGCACGUGUGUGUGGCAUAAUAUUCAUGGAAGGGAAGAUCUGAUGGCUUGUACUAACUACAUUUCAGGGUCUUUUGAGGUGUCAAGGAUGGGAUUGAGAUUUUUUUUUUCUUAACUUGCAUCAAGUUUUACAUAAAGUAAAUAAAUGUAGAUUAUUUGUUCAAUAUGUAUAUAUAUACUCUAAUUGACUGUACAGAGAACUACAACUAAUGGAGCUGAAAGGGACAGUUCACCCAAAUUACAAGAUUUUCAGAACUAUUCCUUUAAGUGGAAACUGCAUGAAAUUGUUUGUCUUGUUGGGAGAGUUGUUCAAUAUAGACUGCUUCUAUAUAAUAUAC